AUGAGAUCCUGUUAUUCUCAUAAAGGUACUAGCCCUGGAAAGCAUACUGGAAAAUGCGUAUCAUAUGAUUCAAUUGGAAAAACAGAUAUACAAUCAGCUAAUAAUGGAGAAUAUUCCUAUUGCACUAUAUGUGGUAUAGUUCAUAAAGAUCCUCAUAAACAAGCUUUAUAUCCUUUAAGAGAAGACCAAUGUAGGUGUACUUAG
Messenger RNA from Plasmodium gallinaceum, 204 nucleotides. Its product is annotated as conserved Plasmodium protein, unknown function. The transcript is spliced from 2 exons. NCBI's taxonomy places the organism in Eukaryota, Apicomplexa, Aconoidasida, Haemosporida, Plasmodiidae. The record is from RefSeq and is a predicted model, not a curated record. Bases 1 to 204 code for a protein of 67 amino acids.